Rhodamnia argentea is the source of this 1949-nucleotide messenger RNA. RefSeq names its product probable CoA ligase CCL10. The record is from RefSeq and is a predicted model, not a curated record. The coding region runs from base 130 to 1779 and encodes 549 amino acids. The transcript has 7 exons. Gene Ontology annotation, molecular function: CoA-ligase activity. NCBI's taxonomy places the organism in Eukaryota, Viridiplantae, Streptophyta, Magnoliopsida, Myrtales, Myrtaceae.
CUUGAAAUUCCCACCUUUCCUCAUUUGGAUCGUCUUCCUCGUCGCCUUCACCGUUCGGCCACUACUCAAAACUUUCCGAGAAAACUCUAAGAAACGUUCCUCAUCCUCCUUCUUCUUCUCCAAACAGCCAUGGCGAAUUCAAACUCUUUCGACCCAGAAACCUCCACCUACAGGUCUCCUCGCCCACCCCUCCAUUUCCCCUCCGAACCCGACCUCACUCUCACUUCCCAUCUCUUCCGAAGCUACUCUUCCUCUUCCUCAUCUUCUUCCCCGCAGACCCUCGCCCUGAUCGACGCGGACUCCGGCGAGUCCCUCACCUUCCACCAGCUCAAGACCCGGGUCGCCACUCUCUCCCACGUCCUCCUCCACGAGCUCCGCCUCGGGAAGAGCGAUGUCGUCUUGCUCUUCUUGCCCAAGUCGAUUCAUUUCCCCGUCUUUUUCCUCUCCGUCGCGUCCCUAGGCGCCAUCGCCACGACCUGCAACCCCAUGUACACUCUGUCCGAGCUGUCCAAGCAGGUCAAGGACUGUAACCCCAAGCUGGUGAUCACCGCGCCCGUGCUCUACGACAAGGUCAGAGGAUUCGAAUUGCCCACGAUCUCGCUUGGCUUUCUGGAGCCCGCGAAAUCCGCCACUUCCAAGAUCUGGAAUUACUUCGACCUAGUAGAAUCGGUGGAUCCGAAAUCGGACCUGCCGCCUAAUUCCGUGACUCAGGACGACGUCGUGGCCCUGUUGUACUCGUCAGGCACGACGGGGACGAGCAAAGGCGUGAUCUUGACGCAUAGGAACUUCAUUUCGACCUCCGUAAUGGUGACUGCCGAUCAGGAUAGGCACAAGGAGGGCAAGAAUGUGUUCUUGGCCUUCUUGCCGAUGUUCCACAUAAUGGGUCUGUCGGUGAUAGUGUACGCGCAGCUCGCGAGAGGGAACACCAUCGUGACGCUGAGGAAGUUCGAGUUGGAGAAGGUCUUGGAGUGUGUGGAGAAGUACCGGGUGAGUUGCUUGUAUGUGGCUCCUCCGGUGAUGGUCGCGCUGGCGAAGCACGGCGCGGUGAGGAAGUAUGAUUUGUCUUCCUUGAGGCUGAUUGGCUCUGGCGCUGCUCCUCUGGGUAAGGAUGUUAUGGAGGAGUGCGCAAAGAAUAUCCCCCAUGCCGAUAUCAUUCAGGGAUAUGGUAUGACAGAAACUUGUGGGAUCAUAUCGCUGGAGAAUCCCAGGGAAGAACCUGAACUUUCUGGUUCUACCGGAACACUCGUUUCAGGAGUGGAAUCUAAAAUUGUCUGUAUGGAAAGAUCGACGCCUCUUCCGCCGAAUCAGCUGGGAGAAAUUUGGCUUCGAGGACCGAAUAUGAUGAAAGGUUAUCUCAACAACCCACAAGCAACGAGGCUGACCAUAGAUGAUGAAGGAUGGGUGCACACAGGAGAUCUUGGGUAUUUUAAUAAAGAGGGGCAAUUAUUUGUUGUUGACCGGUUAAAAGACCUCAUCAAGUGUUAUGGCUUUCAGGUGGCACCAGCAGAGCUUGAGGGACUGCUGCUUUCACAUCCUGAAAUACUAGAUGCCGUCGUCAUCCCGUUUCCUGAUGCUAAAGCCGGCGAAGUUCCAAUUGCAUAUGUUGUUCGGUCACCUAACAGCUCACUCACCGAAGCCAGUGUCCAGGAAUUCAUUGCCAACCAGGUUGCGCCGUUCAAAAGGUUGCGAAAUGUGACUUUCAUAAAAAGCGUGCCCAAAACACCGUCCGGGAAAAUUCUGAGAAGAGAACUCAAAGAGAAAGCUCGAUCCAAGAUAUAAGAUGCCUUAGAUUUGCGCAACUGAAAAGGAUAUGUAGAUCCACUUCGCAAUCGACCUCUCGACGAAUUGGCCGGCCCAUCCUUUAAAAGGUUAGCGAGAGACUGACUCACAUGAACUUUGAUUUAGAUGUUCUUCUCCUAGGAAUUGAAUGGGGCAGUAAAGUUUUUCCA